UUUAUUCUUUAAUUUUCGUUAAUUCGUUUUUAUUAAAAUAUUUUAAGAUAAGCUAAAUCCACAAAAUUAAUCGGUUUUGACUUUAUCGUUAAAAUGAAUAUAACCGGAGAACAAUAUAUUCGUACAUUGGCUCAAUAUAUUCGUUCCAAUGAAAGGAGGUUAACGGCAACUAGUUCACCUCCACCUACCUCGGUAGGUCAUUUAUCUGGUCAUAGAAGGUCUGAUAGCGGAGGAAAUAGUUUUUCAAUGUCGAACUUGUGGUCUUUUUCUACUGCACUAACAAGUCUGAAGCCAACAAUUUCAACAGCAUCUACAACCCCGACUUCACCUCCGAGUUCAGUAAUUAAUCCAAAUAAAAUUCUGGUAACUCUUGAUCCUCAUCAUUUGUAUUAUUUAUUGGCGAAGUUUAGUGAUUUAGGGCUUGAUAUUGGAGUUUUCGAAGCUAUUGCUGAUUUCAAGCAAGGUGAUGGUGAUAUUCUUGAUAUUGAUAUUAAAGAUCUUGAAACUUCAUCAAUUACAUCCGCGAAUUCUAUUAGUUCUAUGUCUUCCGCAAUGUCCUCCCUUUCAUUAUUUUCGGGUUGGCAAGGAUGGUAUUCUGCCGCUUUAAAAAAUGAGACUGUUCCAAUAAAUAUGGAGAUACAAUACAUUUAUCGUUCAUUCACAAAGCUUACUGGUCUAAGGCUUGCAAUUCUUACUCAAAAAAGAAUAGACGGUUUCGAAAAUUGGCCAAUGGGUGCAAUGUUAUCAUUGACCUUUCUUAAGCAUUUGACACAUUUGGAAAUUCAUGGGUUAUCACCAAAGAUGUUUGAUGGAUGGGAUAUUUUACAAGAGAAAUUAGAAUAUUUAUCUUUACAGCAGGGUUCAAUCGAUGAUAUUUAUGAAUUAUUUGUUGACGUAGUGGUUGAUAGUAUGAAAAAACGAAAAUCAAAAGACAAUGUAACCAACGAUCAAGUUACUGAAGAACCUCAAGAUUUGGUUGAACAACGAAAAUCUGGUGGUUAUUUACCGGAUAGUAUUUUACCACAUAGAAUUUGGUCAAAUCUUAAACAAGUUGAUCUUUCCGAUAAUUCACUUACUUUUGUUGCUAAUGAACCAUUAGCGUACAUUAAUAAAGUCAAUAAUUUAGAUUUAUCACAAAAUUUACUUCUUGCCAUUCCUUCCGGUUUAUCUCAACUUUAUAACUUACAAAAUUUAAAUCUUAGUAAUAAUAUGAUCGAAUCUGUAACAGGAAUCUAUACAACACUUGGUAAUAUUACCAGAUUGGAUUUAAGGAAUAACCGUAUUGAGAAUUUGUGUGGUCUUGAACGAUUAUGGUCGUUAGAAUAUAUAGAUAUUAGGGAAAAUAGAUUAACGGAUUGGGCUGAAAUUGGCCGUAUGACAGAGCUUCAAGAAAUAAGACAGAUUUACGUUGAAGGAAAUCCUUUUGUGAAACUUCAGCCUAAUUAUCGAGUGAGCAUAUUUUCUGUUUAUCGUGAAAAUAAUAAGGAUAUUAUCUUGGAUGGUUCGGGUCCUAGUUUUAGUGAACGUCGCCAAAUUGGGUCUCCAAAAGCUUCACCUUCAAAUCAAAAAAUUCCUGUAGCUAUCUUAAGUAGUGAUUCUCUCUUACCUAACCCUGUAAUAUCAUCAAACGACCAAACAACAAUAGUUCCAAUAUUAAAAACAAAAAAGAGUCGCAAAUUUCACAAAAGAGUUGUUAAUUUGGACGGAGGAAACAGUGACUCAGAUAUUGGAUCCGACGUAGCAAGUGUUAAAUCAAAAUCUAGUAAAGACAAAAAGAAGAAGAAAGACAAAAAAUCAGCCAAAAAUGAACCUAUCCCGAUCAAACAUCGUCUUGUUGAAGUUGAAAAAGCAGUCGCUGCUGAAAAUGACGCAAAUUCACGCCUUCGCAAAAAGAAGCCGGACGCAAAUGAAUCAGAAUUUUCACCAAAACUUAGACCAUCCACACCUUUAUCUCCUUCCGUUGAUGAGAUGGUUUUGUCACCAGGGGAAGAUUAUAGACGCAAGAUAGAAGAAUUGCGAAAUGAAGGUGGUUCAGCCUGGUUAAGGGUAUUAAGUGAAAUGGAAUACUCCAAAGGUGGUACAGAUAGGUUAAGAGAACCUCCGAAAAUGAAAGCAAUAGUAGAUCAAGUUAUAAAUAAUAGUUAAAGCUAAAUCCCUACAAAGAAUAGAGAAUCAAAUUUUAGGAAGCUUUCCUUAUUUAUUAUUUUGGAUAUGAUGUAUUUGUAUUUUAGUUAUGAUUCAUAUUUGAUUUUGUUAACCAUAAUUUUUAUUGAUCAUUAUUUUUUAUUAACAUACAAUAUAUUUUCAAUUCAAUUAUUUUUUUUUUUAUC
This is a messenger RNA of Rhizophagus irregularis DAOM 181602=DAOM 197198, 2330 nucleotides long. The record is from RefSeq and is a predicted model, not a curated record. NCBI's taxonomy places the organism in Eukaryota, Fungi, Glomeromycota, Glomeromycetes, Glomerales, Glomeraceae.